This is a messenger RNA of Stegastes partitus (bicolor damselfish), 1820 nucleotides long. It is a transcript of the gene capn9, whose product is annotated as calpain 9. The transcript has 15 exons. Gene Ontology annotation, cellular component: cytoplasm. The record is from RefSeq and is a predicted model, not a curated record. Lineage: Eukaryota; Metazoa; Chordata; Actinopteri; Pomacentridae. Gene Ontology annotation, molecular function: calcium-dependent cysteine-type endopeptidase activity; calcium ion binding. Bases 91 to 1527 code for a protein of 478 amino acids. Gene Ontology annotation, biological process: proteolysis.
AUCAAACACACAGCAGGACGCACUCCAUCACACUUCGCCUCACGCCUGCUUCGCCUCCGUUCACUGAGGUUCUUCCUGAAGACGAAGAAGAUGCCUCUCCAGUCCACUCUGUCCGGCAGGCGCUCCGUUCAGGCCGAGAACACACAGUACGACGGGAGGUCGUUUGAGGAGCUGAGGCACGAAUGUCUCCAGAAGGGGGUCCUGUUUGAGGAUCCAGACUUCCCUGCCACUGACUCCUCACUCUACUACAGCCAGAGUGUACCUGUCAACAUUGAAUGGAAGAGGCCCAAGGAACUCUGCGACAACCCAAGGUUCAUCGUGGGCAAAGCAGACAGGACAGACAUAUGUCAAGGACAGCUCGGGGACUGCUGGCUCCUGGCAGCCAUUGCCUCCUUGACCCUGAAAAAAGACGCCAUGGCCCGAGUCAUCCCCCAUGACCAGGAGUUUGACCACAGAUACGCUGGCAUCUUUCACUUCCAGUUCUGGCAGCACAACAAAUGGCUGGACGUGGUGGUGGAUGACAGGUUGCCUUCAGUGAGAAACAACCUCAUCAUGCUUCACUCUGCCUCCAACAACGAGUUCUGGAGCGCCCUGCUGGAGAAAGCCUACGCCAAAGUGCACGGCAGCUACGAGGCCCUGAAGGGCGGCACCACGAUGGAGGCCAUGGAGGAUUUUACUGGUGGUGUGGGAGAAAUGUACGAAACCAAGAAGGCUCCGAGCAACCUGUUCUCGAUCAUGAAGAAGGCCCUGGAUCGAGGCGCCAUGAUGGGAUGCUCUAUUGAUAUCACCAGCUCUGCAGAGUCUGAGGCGAAGACGUCCAGCGGCCUGGUGAAGGGACAUGCAUACUCCAUCACAGGCCUGGAGGAGGUGCAUUUUAGAGGGCAGAAGGUCCAGCUGAUCCGGGUCAGAAACCCCUGGGGUCAGGUUGAAUGGAACGGCCCGUGGAGUGACAAGUCCAGGGAGUGGAAUUAUGUCGACUCAGCGGAAAAAAAUCGCAUCCUGCAGAACUCGACUGAAGACGGAGAAUUCUGUUCCUCCCCGCUGUGUCUGCAGGACAAGGCUAUCUCCGUCAGAGAGCUUCAGCAGAUGCUGAACGGCGUCCUCAGCAGGCGAAGAGAGAUCAAAUUCGAUGGUCUGAGCUUGAGCACCUGCCACAGUAUCAUCAACCUCAUGGACGCGGACUGCACAGGGAAGCUGGAGUUCCAGGAGUUUAAGGUCUUCUGGGAAAAGAUGAAGAAAUGGAUCAUGCUCUUCCUGUCCUUUGACACGGACCGAUCAGGGAAGAUGUCGUCCUACGAGCUUCGCAGCGCUCUCAAAGCAGCAGGCAUGCAUCUGAACAACAAGCUCCUGCAGCUGGUGGCCUUGAGGUUUGCUGACGACAGAUACGACAUAGACUUCGAUGAUUAUCUCACCUGCAUCGUCCGUCUGGAGAACAUGUUCAGAGUUUUCCAGUCUAUGGACAAAUUUAAGAGGGGACGAGUGAACAUGAACAUGCUGCAGUUCCUCAUGCUGUCGAUGAACGUCUGAACACCAGCAGAAGAACAAAACACACCACACAGUCUUGGAAUGCAAUAAUCAGAUCAUAAUGAUGGAUGCACACAUUUUUUUUUUUCGUUUUUUUUCCAUGUUUCUCAACCUCUGUCCAGUUUAUCUGCCAUUAUUUGAACAAAUAAUGUGAAAUGCUGUCUGAGCUUAAGUUUUUGAGUUUUGGGGGAAGGGUUAAAUUUUGCUGACGUGAAAUUUUGGACAAAACAUUGGUUGAUUUUCUCUGUUCACUGCCACAACGGAAAUACAUUUUGAAUAAAAUCCUUGCCUUUGUC